UUCACGUUUAAUUUAUGGUUUAAUUUUAUAUUUAUUUUUUCCUCUACAAAAUAUGUUUUUUAAAUAAAUCUAUUCCUCUAUCGCAUAUAACCUUAUUUCACUCCCAAACAACAUGUAUAUACUAGUUAAUGUUUGAGGAUGAGUUAAUAAUGGUUGAAAAUGAGUUAGUUUCAGGUGAAUCUACUCGAAAAGUGCUAACUUGUACUGAGAAGGAUUACUUAAAUUCCUUAAUAUCUCUUGAUUUAAACGAUUCCCUAGCAUUUUCUAAAGUUGUAAACUCCUCAGAAGAUGAGACUGAACUGUAUGUGGAAGCGCUCCUAAAGAGGCUAAAUAGCUUAGACGAGGACAUUUGGUAUUCCGUUGAAACGAUUCAAAGUAAUGUUUGUAACAGACUAACUCGAUUGUAUGAUUUAUUUUACGAAAAAUCUAAAAAUUCUACUCCCACUGAUUCACAAUUAUUUGAAAGUGUUUACACUGGAUUGAAGAGAGUUGAGGAUUUAUCACUUGCUAUUAAGAGUAAAUAUGACAAAACUCACAAGUUAAGAGAGUUGAAACGGUUAAAAAAUAUCCUAAUUGCUAAUCAAAAGGUGCUUUCACUCAUUUAUAACUGGGACAACUACAUCAAAUCGAUCCAAUCCAUCUUCUUACAAUAUACCAAUACACGCAAUGAACUUACUGCCAAGUAUAGUAAUUUGAGUGAUGGCAUGAAUAAGAGUGAAUUUUAUUUUAUUUUAAAGUCUGAGGGGUUUACAUUAAGUGAUUUGGAUAGACUAAAAUCAAUAAUAUCGCAUCUUAAACUUGAUUAUGACACUUGUUUGGACAACCUCGUCAACACCAAUGUUUCCCAAACUCUUUCCAUUAUCAUGGAUAAAUAUUACAUUAUACUUCAGGAUUUUACUUCUGAUAUUGUUAACUACCUGAUAACAAACUGUGGUAGCACUAGAAAUGACUCAUUUAAUCCCACAUCCGAUUCUAUUUUAGUUGAUACAGUAGAUUCAGUUGAUGCUCUGGGUGAAUCUGUUAAGGAGAAACUGGUUAAGUAUGUGGAAUAUUAUAGCGUUGAUGGAACACUGAAUUACAGUUGUUUGAAUCGUCAUUUAAAGAAUAAACUUGAGGAUCUUUUCAUGAACCACUUUAAAACCCUUUCAGAAACCUCGUCUUUAAACCUUUUUUCCAACACCUUAACCCUCAAUUUUUCACUUAUGGAUAAGGUGCAGUCAGUUUUAAAUGCGUUUUUCAACUACUUUUUCACCUUUUUUAUCACAUUUAAGGCAUCUUACUACUUCAUUAUGUCACAUCAGCAAAACGAAAAUGUAAUGGAAAUGUAUAAUAAAUUGAUUCUGAAUGUAUUGUUAAAGUGUAUAUUGAACAGUAAUGUGUAUAACUCAAUUUUGAGGAGUGAAGAGGUUUACGAAUGUGUUAAAAGUAUUCUUAACAUUUACAAUGAAAUAUUCAAUAAAUGCCAAUACUACAUUGAUCAUCUUCAUUUAAAUCAACACAUUGAAAGUGCAAAUUUAAUCCCGUUUGACAUUUUGGACAAUUACACCUGUUAUGUAUACAAUCAACAGGUUACUAAUACAGAGCUAAUGAAAUAUAAUAGUUUGGAGGAUUGUGUUUACAAUUUUAAGCUUCUAGUACCCACUCCCUACAAUGUUAACUGUGUUGAUCAAAAGCCUGAAGUACUCCUGUGGCUAACCGUAUAUUGUAAAUUAAAUAAUUUGAAGGUUGAAUAUGACAAGUAUGUCGAGAGUUGUUGUAAGUACAUUAAAGAAUAUUUCAGCUCACUGGUUCCAAAAUUUGAGACAAAUCCCAUAAACACAAAGUUUGAACACAGCUUGCGGGACUUUGUACUAGCACUAUUAGAAACUCAUAGGUCACUUGCUGAAAACGUUCACCAACUUUUACUUUCUGCGACGGUGUCGUUGGAUAGUAAAAUUGACUUGAAUGUUUACAACAGUUUGAGGGAGAAUCAUGACUGGAAACUGGCACCCCAGCUUUUACAACCCUUCAGACAACUGGUUUUUUCCACCAGUAAACACUCGGACUUGAUGGACCAGUUUGAAGUUAAGACACUUUUAUUCACAGCAUCGCAAUCAAUUUCAAAGUACAUUUCCACCAAUGUAACAUUUUUAAUAAAGAAUUUGUAUGAAGCUACUUCUGAUGGUGUCCAAACCAGUGGAGUUAACGUGUACAUUGAGUACAUUGGAGAAUAUUACAUUAACUUGUUAUCCAAGUUUUGUGAGCAUAACGAGACCUUUAAAAUUCUCCAAAAAUCACUGGAAAUGUUCAUUGACGAGGAAUUUGAAAAUUUAACCAGGCUCAAGAAUCAAAAGGACAAUAUCCAGUACCUCAUCAAAAUCGCAAAACUUCUCAACAUCAACACCAACGACUCACUGUCAAUGCUUCUCUAGUCUUCAAAUCACUGUACAAUAAUAAUUUUAAUACUAAUUUUAGUGCAAUAAUAUAAA
Messenger RNA from Theileria parva strain Muguga, 2468 nucleotides. RefSeq lists its product as uncharacterized. Bases 129 to 2411 code for a protein of 760 amino acids. The record is from RefSeq and is a predicted model, not a curated record. Lineage: Eukaryota; Apicomplexa; Aconoidasida; Piroplasmida; Theileriidae. The transcript is spliced from 6 exons.